This is a messenger RNA of Carica papaya (papaya), 823 nucleotides long. RefSeq names its product indole-3-acetic acid inducible 15 (gene IAA15). NCBI's taxonomy places the organism in Eukaryota, Viridiplantae, Streptophyta, Magnoliopsida, Brassicales, Caricaceae. The record is from RefSeq and is a predicted model, not a curated record. Gene Ontology annotation, cellular component: nucleus. Gene Ontology annotation, biological process: regulation of DNA-templated transcription.
GAACGUUUUUGGAACACUUAGACCUCACUUUUGCAGAAAACACUCUCUUUCGGAAUCCACAAAAAGUUUUAGACUAGAAGCAAGAAAUGUCACCAGAAAACGGGAGUUCUUCGCCGGAAUCCCAUAACAAAGAGUUGACUUUCGAGGCAACUGAGUUGACCUUAGGUUUUCCGGGAGGGAAAGCUGAUGGGGGAGCAAAAUCGGGUACGAAACGUGGGUUUCUGGAGACUGUUGAUCUAAACCUCGGGACCUCUGGUUGUAAAUCAGAAAAUGAUAACGAUAUCUCCAGCUUGGCUAAAUCUCCAGCAUCCAAGACACAAGUGGUAGGAUGGCCGCCGGUGAGAGCAUACAGGAAGAAUGCGAUGAAGAAGAGUAGUAAAUACGUGAAGGUGGCGGUAGAUGGAGCUCCUUAUCUGAGAAAAGUGGAUCUUGAGCUGUACAGCAGCUAUAACCAGCUCUUGACUGCUCUAGAGGAUAUGUUCUCUUGGUUAACCAUACGUAAUUUUGUGAGUGAAAAGAAGAUUAUAGAUGAAGUGAAUGGAGUGGAAUAUGUUCCUACUUAUGAAGAUAAAGAUGGUGAUUGGAUGCUUGUUGGGGAUGUGCCAUGGAAAAUGUUUGUUGAAUCAUGCAAGCGGCUGAGGUUGAUGAACAGCAAAGAGGCAACUGGGUUAGCUCCAGGGACACCUCCAAGAUGCUCAAGCACAAGCUGAAAAGGGUCCAACGACAAAUAGUGAUAAUUUAGGGAUUAUAAUCAAUGUUAAUUUUAAUAUUGCUGUGUACAUAGGGUUCAGUUUUCUCUUAAUGCACCAUUUUGUUUUGGUGA